AUGAGUUUAGAGGAAAUAUGUGGAUUUCCGUUCAUUAAUGAAAGUUUAGUGUAUGAUAAUAGUUUAAAUAAAUACUGCAGAAAUUUCCAGAACAACUUGAGUUUGGAAGUUCCUCCUUUUUCUAUUGAGAGCCAAAAUUUCUCCAAAUUAAGCAAAGACGAUCACGGUAGAGAUAUCAAAAUCAACUUCGAUCACGGCACUACUACCUUGGGGUUCUUGUACAAAGGGGGCGUAGUGUUAGCGGUGGAUUCCCGCGCGACUGGCGGCCAAUUCAUCGGCUCACAAUCCAUGAAGAAAAUUGUCGAAAUCAACAACUUUCUAUUAGGUACCUUGGCCGGAGGAGCGGCCGAUUGCGUGUACUGGGACCGAGUUUUAUCGAAGCAUUGCAGGAUGUACGAGCUGAAAAACAAGGAGCGCAUCUCGGUGGCUGCGGCUUCGAAGUUAAUGGCCAAUAUGGUUUAUAAUUACAAAGGAAUGGGCUUGUCGAUGGGCAUGAUGCUCGCCGGAUGGGACAAAAGGGGUCCUCAACUUUACUAUGUCGAUUCGGAAGGGCUCAGGACACCGGGGCAAGUGUUCAGCGUAGGUUCCGGCUCUAUUUACGCUUUUGGUGUGCUGGAUUCGGGUUACAAAUGGGACUUAUCCGAUGAGGAAGCCUUCGAUUUAGGGCGUAGAUCGAUUUAUCACGCUACUCACAGGGACGCCUAUUCGGGCGGUAUUGUAAGAGUUUAUCACAUUAACGAAACAGGUUGGAGUCAUGUCGACGAUAACGACUGUAAUGAUUUGCAUUACAAGUUUAUGGAAGAGAAGGCGAAGAUGGAAGGUGUUCAAUGGGAGUACUCGCAUUAA
Messenger RNA from Phyllotreta striolata, 846 nucleotides. The record is from the annotation of a GenBank genome assembly. NCBI's taxonomy places the organism in Eukaryota, Metazoa, Arthropoda, Insecta, Coleoptera, Chrysomelidae.